GGAUACCGAGAGCAGACGAACAGGGAACUAACAAACCGAGGCCUUUUAAACCGUUCUUACUUUCUGGAUAUAUUCGCGCUGGAUAGUUCUUGCUUCUCGACUUUUGACAGGAUGAUGUUUACCAGCCUUAACGCUGACUGCGACGCGUCUUCCCGGUGCAGCACGGCGUCGCCGAGCGGCGAGAGCGUCGCUUAUUACCAGACUCAGGAUUUCACAGACCUGAGUGUCUCAAGUGCCUCUUUCGUGCCAACUGUCACUGCGAUCUCUUCUUGCCCGGACCUGCAGUGGAUGGUUCAGCCCAUGAUUUCAUCUGUGGCGCCCUCCAACGGCGGAGCACGACCUUACAACCCGAACCCUUACCCCAAAAUGAGGGUCACUGGAUCAAAGUCCAACAAGAGAGCCCGAGAACAGCUUUCUCCAGAGGAGGAAGAUAAGAAAAGAGUCCGCCGGGAACGAAAUAAGAUGGCUGCCGCGAAAUGCCGCAACCGCAGACGAGAGCUCACUGACACACUGCAAUCUGAAACUGACAUACUUGAGGAUGAGAAAUCUGCUCUUCAAAACGACAUCGCCAACCUGCUCAAAGAAAAGGAGAGGUUAGAGUUCAUCCUCGCUGCACACAAACCCAUCUGCAAGAUCCCCGGAGACGCGGACAUCAGCUUCCCGGAGCCGUCCGUCUCACCCAUCGCCUCCCAUUCAGUCCCUGAGAUCCACAGCGUCACUACCUCAGUAGUUUCCACCGCAAGCGCACCGGUUACAACCUCUUCCAGCAGCUCGCUGUUUUCCAGCACCGACAGCUUCAGCUCCACGGUGAGGAUCUCAGACCUGGAGCCCACCUUGGAAGAGUCUCUGGAGCUCUUGGCCAAAGUUGAGCUGGAAACGGCUCGCUCGGUCCCAGACGGCGACCUGUCCAGCUCCAUGUACACUCAAGACUGGGAGCCGCUCUACACGUCCGCUAACAGCGACCUGGAGCCCCUUUGCACACCCGUCGUCACCUGUACUCCGGCUUGCACCACCUACACGUCUUCCUUUAUGUUCACCUACCCAGAGAACGACAUCUUCCCCAGCUGUGGGCCGGUGCACCGGAGGGGCAGCAGCAGCAACGACCAGGCCUCCAACUCCUUGAACUCCCCGACUCUCCUCACUCUUUGAGAACUCACUAUAGACACUUAGAAUUUAUAUUUCUGUCACACAACUUGAUAUAAAAAGACAUUGCAGGGCUAUGGAACUGACUCUAUCAAGCAAUCAUGAUUGCUUCCUAUAUUUAUCUGAACCAUAUAUGCCUGCCAAAUGUAGCAAGAUAAGCAUGGAUCAACGGAUUUUUUUUUUGUUGCGUUAAUGAUCUGGUUAUUGUUAAUAUAGUUUUUUUGGUUUACUGGUGCUAGAUUUCAAUUGUUGUAUUAGUGUGUUCUGAGCAAUAGAGAACUAAUGUUUUGACUUUACGGUUGAUUUCUGAAUGUGUGAAUUUAUUUACUCAAAUGUGUGCUGUCUAACCAUUGCAUUAAAUGGUCUAACGUCCAAGUAUGAAGUUUUCUGUGAAAACGUAGUCUCUUUAAUUUAUGGGAUUUUUAUUUUUGUACUGAAAUGUGAACUUGCGAAUUGUUUGCAAAACUAGAAACAAAUAAAUAUUAAAUGUAUACCAAACAGA
Molecule: messenger RNA, 1645 nt
Organism: Rhinichthys klamathensis goyatoka
Lineage: Eukaryota; Metazoa; Chordata; Actinopteri; Cypriniformes; Leuciscidae
Gene: fosab
Product: v-fos FBJ murine osteosarcoma viral oncogene homolog Ab
Exons: 4
Coding region: 112-1149 (345 amino acids)
Biological process (GO): regulation of transcription by RNA polymerase II
Cellular component (GO): nucleus
Molecular function (GO): RNA polymerase II cis-regulatory region sequence-specific DNA binding; DNA-binding transcription factor activity, RNA polymerase II-specific
Source: RefSeq, a predicted model, not a curated record